UAUCCGUCCACACAUGCGCCUUGUUGAAGCCGUGACGAUGAAAUCUCAACCCACCAGUUCCACAAAUGGAACUAUACUAUCAGAUGCGGGGAACAUACGCGUCGAUGUGCACCCCAUGGGUCCUGGCAUACAUAGAAGCUGCUGUCGCCUUGUGGUUCCUUAGUACUCGGCAUUUAAAUCCUCUCCUGCAGCGAUUCUGAAUCUUUGAAAAAGACCAACUCUACGAACAGCAAAAUGAGUCCAUCAGCCAUCAGCAGCGUCGCCAGCGCACUUACUUCCUCUACAACGUCAGCGACGGCACAGACACCAGCACUCUUCUCCCUCGCAGGAAAGACAGUCGCUAUCACAGGAGGUGGACGUGGACUUGGAAUAACUCUUGCUUUCGCUGUGGUUGAAGCUGGUGGACAUGCGGCUUGUCUAGAUAUCCUCCCAGAACCAAGCAACACAGAAUGGCAGGCAUUGACGAAACUUGCCAAUCAACUCGGUACCUCAGCGACAUACCGUAGAUGCGACGUCACUAGCGAAGCGGAGGUUACCCAAAUCCUGGAGGAGAUAUCAAAAGAGGGAGACGAGCGAGGUGCACCACUCAAUGGUAUGGUCGCAUGCGCGGGCAUCCAACAAAGGGUACCAGCGCUGGACUAUGAAGCCUCGGACUUUGAGCGUAUGCUUCGCGUGAAUGUGGUAGGCGCGUUCAUAUCGGUCAAGAGGGCAGCGAAGAUAUUGAAAGACAAGGGUACUGGUGGCUCAAUUGUGCUCAUCGCUAGUAUGUCGGGUCAGGUUGCGAACAGGGGUCUUACCUGCACAGCCUAUAACGCCAGUAAAUCAGCUGUGCAUCAAAUGUGUCGCUCGCUAGCACAAGAAUGGGGUCAAUACGGCAUUCGGGUGAACACGCUUUCGCCAGGUUACAUCCGAACUGCGAUGACCGACGAACUCCUCGCAGCGGAUCCAGAUGUAGAGAAGACAUGGAUGGCUGGCGCAUUACUUGGGAAACUUGGCGUACCAGAUGACUUUAAAGCCCCAGCAGUGUUCUUAUUAGCGGAAGGCAGCCGGUUCAUGACGGGCGCCGACCUGAGAGUGGAUGGCGGCCAUUGUGCGUCGGCGUGAGGCUCCCAAUACAAAUUCUAUCACAAUUAUAUCCAUCGACUCCAGUAGGUUGGACCCUCUUCUCUGGCAUAUACAGCCACAAGCGAUGCCUGGGUGGAUUAUUACAACCACGGUACGCUAUACCAGCGUAUGGCAAACCCACAAUACGGAGAUCCGACUGUUUAAAAUAUCGUCUUUUUCAAUUUUAUCUUCUUCAUCUUUCAUCUUACAAAAACUUAAGUGCGUCUUCACAAGCAUAAUACAACUACAAUCCAGCCAUGUCCACCAACAACAUGAACGAGCCGAACAAUCCCCCGCCAUCUUACAGCACUCUCGAUCCAACUUCCAACAACAUUUCCAAUCCAUCCACAUACACCACUCCAAGUCCGCCUCCUUAUACCGCUUCCGAUCUGCCUCUCUACACUACUUCUGCACCACGUGUUCAGAACAGACCG
Alternaria alternata is the source of this 1538-nucleotide messenger RNA. RefSeq names its product NADP-dependent mannitol dehydrogenase. The record is from RefSeq and is a predicted model, not a curated record. NCBI's taxonomy places the organism in Eukaryota, Fungi, Ascomycota, Dothideomycetes, Pleosporales, Pleosporaceae. Bases 235 to 1104 code for a protein of 289 amino acids. Gene Ontology annotation, molecular function: oxidoreductase activity, acting on NAD(P)H, oxygen as acceptor. Gene Ontology annotation, cellular component: intracellular anatomical structure. The transcript has 3 exons.